UGCGGGCUGGUUGACACCGACGGACUGGCCGCCCUCACAGCGAGAUGUGCUGAAGGGGAGACGGGCUUAAUCAGAGUUUAGCUGGCCGCCAUGCAGAGCACCGGGCUGCCACAGUGAACCUCGGUUUAUUUAUUUUAUACGGGAUAACGCGAAUGUCGCAGGUGGAUAACGCAGGGAAAUGAGUAACAGGAUGGAGGGUUCGGCGGGACCGGGCGCCAGGGUGAACGGACCCAUCGCGGCGCCCAGCUCCCCGGUGGGCUCCACCAUCGGCCCGCCUCUGUCCCCGGAGGAGCUGGAGGAAGAGUCCCAGUCGUCCCUGACGGACGUCACCCAAAUGUGGAUUAAAUUCGGCAAGACCUUCGCCAUCAUCUUCCCGAUCUACAUCCUGGGAUACUUCGAGUUCAGCUUCAGCUGGGUUCUGAUCGGACUCGCCAUGUUGUUCUACUGGAGGAAGAACCACGGCAGCAAGGACUACAGGAUAAACCGGGCCUUAGCGUUCCUGGAGCACGAGGAGAAAGUGGUGAAGCAGAGUGUGCCCACUGCCGAGCUGCCACCAUGGGUCCAUUAUCCAGAUGUGGAGAGAGUGGAGUGGCUGAACAAGACGGUGAAACAGAUGUGGCCGUUUAUCUGCCAGUUUGUGGACAAGCUGUUCAGAGACACCAUCGAGCCGGCGGUGAAGGCCGCCAACCCUCAUCUCAGCACCUUCUGCUUCACCAAGAUCGACAUGGGCGACAAGCCGCUGAGAGUCAACGGGGUCAAAGUUUACACGGAGAAUGUGGACAAGAGGCAGGUCAUCAUGGACCUGCAGAUCAGCUUUGUCGGGAACACGGAGAUCGACGUGGACAUCAAGAAAUACUACUGCAGAGCUGGAAUCAAAAGCAUCCAGCUUCACGGAACGAUGAGAGUCGUGAUGGAGCCUCUGCUGGGGGACAUGCCUCUGAUCGGAGCCCUGUCCGUCUUUUUCCUCAAGAAACCGUUGCUGGACAUCAACUGGACAGGACUCACGAACAUGCUGGACAUUCCCGGUGUCAAUGGUCUGUGUGACAACAUCCUCCAGGACAUCAUCUACAGCUUCCUGGUGCUGCCCAACCGCAUCACCAUCCCCCUGGUGGGAGAGGCCCAGCUGGCCCAGCUACGCUUCCCCAUGCCCAAGGGCGUCCUGAGGAUCCACUUCCUCGAGGCCCAGGACCUGCUGGGUAAAGACAAGUUCCUAGGGGGGCUGAUCAAAGGCAAGUCGGACCCGUACGGAGUCCUCCAGAUCGGGACCCAGCUCUUCCAGAGCAAAGUCAUCCACGAGACCGUCCACCCAAAAUGGAACGAAGUGUACGAGGCGUUGAUUUACGAUCACUCAGGACAGAAUCUGGAUGUGGAGCUGUUUGAUGAAGACACUGAUAAAGACGACUUCCUGGGAAGUCUGAUGAUCGAUCUGGGCGAGCUGCAGAAGGAACAGAAGGUCGAUGAGUGGUUUGUGUUGGAGGAUGUGGCCACGGGGAAGCUGCACCUCAGGCUGGAGUGGUUAUCUCUGCUGCCCACACCUGAGAAGCUGGACCAGGCGCUGAUGAGCAUCAAAGCCGAUCGCGGUCACGCCAACGACGGCCUGUCGUCGGCGCUGCUCGUCGUCUUCCUGGAUUCAGCCAGAAACCUGCCUAGCGUCUUCGAGGGGAACUUGGGCUCUGGCUACUUAAAAGAGAGGCGGGCGGCGGGCCUGGUGUUUUGCGAGAACACUGCCUCUCUCUAUAGGACCCUAUUUCGCAAUCCGUUAGAGUUCAACCAAGCGGGGCUGAAGAAGGCCUCGGUCAGUAAGGCCAUCAAGUCCGGUAAAAAAGUGACUAGCGUUCCGAGUCCGUUUGUCCAGUUCACAGUCGGACACAAGUCUUACGACAGCAAGACCAGAUAUAAGACCAAUGAGCCGGUGUGGGAGGAAGCCUUCACCUUCCUCAUCCACAACCCCAAGAGCCAGGAGUUGGAGGUUGAGGUGAAGGAUGAGAAACACGAGUGUUCGUUGGGGACGUUAAAGCUGCCUCUGAGCCGCCUGCUGGAGGCGGAGGACAUGACGCUGAACCAGCGCUUCCCCCUGAAGAACUCGGGACCGAGCUGCACCGUGAAGAUGAAGAUGGCUCUGCGGGUGUUGUGCUUGGAGAAGGACACAUCCUUGCCCUCAGACUCCACCCCGUCCUCCGUACAGGUCCGUAAGUCCAGCAACGCCAGCAACCCCACCCCGCAGCCCUCCGUCUCCUCUGAGUCCCCCAGGCCUCCCUCCUCCAGCUCCGACAUCCCUCGCUCGGCCUCGGUGUCCGCCCAGGACGUGCUGAACCGGAGGAGGGAGGGCGACGACUUCUUUAGGUCUGUGGGAAGCACAGACUUGGGGCAGGGUGGAGGAGGAGGAGGAGGAGGAGGAGGAGGAGGUCACGGCCUGGCAGAGGCCGGGAGGAGCACCUCCAACCUGGCCAUCUCUGGUUCCCAGCAGUAUCUGGCUGGAGGCAAGGAGCCGACGCCCAGCAUCGCGUCGGACAUCUCCAACCCCUACGCUGCCCAGGAGCUGCAGCUGAGGCUCCAGCAGCUGCAAAAUGGUUCGGGCCCCAGUCACUUCCCACUGGGUGAGGUCCAGCUGACGGUCAGACACAGCUCCCAGAGGAACAAACUCAUCGUGGUGGUUCACGGCUGCAGAAACCUGAUAGCGUUCACCGACCACGGCUCGGAUCCUUACGUCCGCCUCUACCUGCUUCCUGACAAACGGAGGUCGGGCAGGAGGAAAACUCACACCUUCAAGAGAACCCUCAACCCGGUUUACGAUCAGACGUUCGAGUUCACUGUUUCCCUCGUGGAGCUCCACAGGCGGACUCUGGAUGUUGCCGUGAAGAACGGUGGAGGCCUGCUCUCCAAACACAAAGGCCUCCUGGGAAAGGUUCUGGUGGAUCUGACCCACGAGGACGUCAGCAAGGGUUGGACACAAUGGUUUGAGCUGAGUGAAGACGGUCUGAAGAAGCCUAACCAACUAUAGACGGCGACAACGGGAACCAUCUUCAUCAUCAUUAUCUUCAUCAUCAUCAUCAAUCCUAUCACCACACUUCCACUUUACACACUUCCUCUUCCGUCUACAGCGUGGCUCUUUUUGUUUUUUUAUUUGAUUCUCAUCACUUGUACGAGAAAAGGAACCAGAAAAGCAGCUUUUGACAUUCAUUUAAUCACAUCAGUCGCAAGGCAAACCUCCCCUUUAAGAAGUGAAAGGCUGAUAGACUAAAGGGAGUAUACAACAUGUAGAAUACUAUAUAUUACAUAAUGUACUGCUGUGGAAGUCUAUAUUCCAUAUUUAUAGGAGAUAAUUGUAACAGCUGUAGAGGAAGACAAUCUAUUUUUGUGCCGUCGCAGCGGCUUCCUGCCUCCAGUGUGGGUAAAGGACGAGGAUGUACAGGUUUGUAAAUAGACAGGACGAUGCUGGACAGAACGGUGUAUGCUAGAGAGAACAGAGAGCAGCGGUCUCUUACUUGGCCAAAUGAUUGUUUGUAAUUUUAUGCGAUUAUUAUUUUUUAUUUUUUUUUAAAUGAAAAACAUUCUGGACAAAGUUUUUUUGAAGCGGAGCCGGCGGGCGGGCGCAGGGAAAGACGCCACCAAAGAGACGAGAAGUAUUUCAAUCUUUCGCCCUCGGGGUUUUUUUUGUUUGUUUGUUUUUGGUAACGCAGCCUGUUUUAAUUCACUGUAAUAACGAGUGUGUUAAUGAAAGGAAAGGACCGUGUGUUAAUGAAAGGAAAGGACCGUGUGUUAAUGAAAGGAAAGGACUGUGUGUUAAUGAAAGGAAAGGACUGUGUGUUAAUGAAAGGAAAGGACUGUGUUAAUGAAAGGAAAGGACUGUGUGUUAAUGAAAGGAAAGGACCGUGUGUUAAUGAAAGGAAAGGACUGUGUGUUAAUGAAAGGAAAGGACUGUGUGUUAAUGAAAGGAAAGGACCGUGUGUUCCACCUGUUAAUACGCCGGUUGUUACACACGAAUAAGGCCGCUGUUAAGUGUUUGUUUUUUUAAACUGAAUAUUUGCACAUCUGUGUUGUUUUUUUAAUCUAUUGGGGAUCAUCUUUAGUUCAACGUUGCCUCAAUUCUUUUAGCCAAAACAAUUUCUGACCUUAAAUCUAACAAAAAUUAUACGUUAAAAAGAAUUAAAGUGUUUAAAUAAUAUAUCUUUUAAUGGAAUAUCUACAGCCAUGAGAUUGUUAAUUAAAGGGAAAUGGUCUGAAUGCUAAGCUAAGCUAACUGAUUGCUAUCUUAAUGUUUAACACUGUUCUCAAACUUCUCAUCUAAUUAUUGGUCAGGAAAAAAAAUAUUUACCAAAAUCUUAACUUACAAACUCAAGUGAUUAAUUUAACCCAUUAUAUUAUUAUAACCCACAUUUUCUUCAUUUAUCUAAAGCCACUAUUAAUGAGGUUUAUGAUUCCUCACUUCAGCGCCAUCUGGUGGUAAUAGUAAGAAAACUCACUGUGACAACCAAACUGUAAAUUCUCAUCUCACCAGACCUUUAUUUGGAACAGGCUUGUAUUAGAGACAGUCUUUUAUUUCUAAUUUCCUCUGUUUUCCCCGAGAAAUAUGAAGUAAAAACUUAAUGUUUACCUUUAAAUUAAUAAUAUUAAUAUAGGUUGAGAGCAACAGUCUCAGUUUCUCUUCUCACACAGAAAUUCAGUUUUUAUUAAUUCAGUUCAAGUUGUUCCAUUUUGCAGUUUUUUCCUUAAUCAUGAAGAAAAACACUUCCUGACAGUUUUUCACAUUAAAAGUCCUGGUCUUUUAUUGUGCAACAUCUGCAGCCUGUAUUUGAAGAACCUUAAUGUGUCUGUGCGGCCCGUCCCUCGGCUGAGACCUCACCAUUAUUUACCAUUGUUAUAUGAGAAUUAACCCUUUACACACCUGCACAAACACUGAGGGGAACGAGCUGAAAGCGCCACAAAGACUUUCACCGAACAAACAAAACCUUUGAAAGACGCUUUUAUUCACAGAAGAUUUCUACAAAUAGUGGCUUUAAAAAGUGAGAAAAUGUCCGAAACUAAGAAAUGAAACAUUAUGUCUCAAUGGGCUUUAUUUAGUUUAUUUUCAGUGAGGUUGUUAACGUGAUAAACUCGACUACAUUCAUUCUGAGUUCUUCACAUUGUGUUUAUGAGUCAACAUUAGUCUUAACUUGUCACGAAAUGUAAUUUUUGGCACGUUGUUGUGUCUUAUUUGUUUGUUCAGUUACACGCAAAAUAUGCGCAGGAGUUACGCUGGGUUUGCUUCGCGGGCAGCAGACUUUUAUUUUGAAAUGAGAAAACCGAAAUCUGUUACCGUUUAUAAAUAUGGGGAACGAAACAGGACGUUUCUUUGUUUUCUGUUUUUGUUUUGAAAUCAAGAAACAGAAAAGUGGCUGUUUUAUUGGUUUUCUGUUUUUUAUUUUCAAAAUAAAAGUUGGAAAACUGUUUAUUUUGAAAGCAAGAAAGGAAAACAGAUUGUCUUUGUUUUAUGUUUUUUUUUACUUUCAAAACAAAAGUUUUUUUAUUUUGAAAACAAGAAGUGUUUUUUAAUUUUCUUUGUUUUUUUUUUUAAUUUUCAAAACAAAAAAUGGAAAACAGGUUUCGUAAUUUCUUUUUUUUUUUUUUUUUAAAAUCAGAAAACAGGUUUGUUUUCUGUUUUUGGUUUUCUCAUUUCAAAACAAAAGUUCACCCACCAUUAAGACACAGACCAGAGUUUAAAAUGACAUUUCUCUUUUUUUAUAUCUAACACACACGCACACACACACACACACACACACACACACACACACACACACACACACACACACACUGUGUUCACUCACAUAUUAAACGCUGCUUCCACGUUACAGCACUCUCUCAUAAGGGAUUCACAUCAGUAACCACACGUAUCAUUCUUGGUAUCAAGCUCUAAAGCAAUGCACACGUUAUCUACGCGGCCCUACGAAGCCAAAGAGCAGCAGUUUGUGUCGAUACAGAGGAGGCUCGUGUGACCUUUGACCCUCAACACACAAAUAUAGACUUUUGCCUUGUUGUGUUCAUAUCUCGCGUCAAGAAAGUAUUUUACAUACGUGUACGUAAACUGUGCCGUUCUGCAUUUUAUGUCUCAGUGUUUUUUUAUUUGUGUUUUCCAGCCGUCGCUCUCUUGCUCUCGUCCUGUGUUUUAUUUUGUAAGAAUCGAACGGUUUGUGUGUCAGCCAUUGGAUCUGAGUGCUACGUGCCUCUGGGGUGGACUCGUCUUCUCCGUCUUCUUAAUUUAUCUUGUGCCUUAAACUUCACUCGACCCAGAGACAUUCACAUGUAUAAAGAACCAAGUUUCCCAUGUUUCAGAAUGUCUCCUUAAAUGUCUUUUAAAACAAAUAAAGAGCUUUAGCUGGCUAUAGCGGCAGCUGUACAGCA
Molecule: messenger RNA, 6378 nt
Organism: Dicentrarchus labrax (European seabass)
Lineage: Eukaryota; Metazoa; Chordata; Actinopteri; Moronidae
Product: extended synaptotagmin-2
Exons: 25
Coding region: 179-3001 (940 amino acids)
Biological process (GO): lipid transport
Molecular function (GO): lipid binding
Source: RefSeq, a predicted model, not a curated record